GGAAGGAGCGAGGCUUGGUCCUGCAGGAUGGUGCUGGACAAGGAGGAAAGUGUGUCUGUCGUGUCCCUCCAGUCCAGAGAGAAGCCUAGAGGCUGUGCUGGCUGCGAUGAGAAAAUCAGGGACCGCUUCAUGCUGCAGGCAUUAGACAGGUUCUGGCAUGAGGACUGUUUGAAGUGCCACUGCUGUGGGUGCCGCCUGGGCCGGGUGGGCUCCACCCUGUACACCCGGGCCAACCUCAUCCUGUGCCGCAGAGACUACCUGAGGCUCUUUGGGGCGACGGGGAACUGUGCAGCCUGCAGUAAGCUGAUCCCUGCCUUUGAGAUGGUGAUGAGAGCCAGAGAUAAGGUCUACCAUUUAGACUGCUUUGCCUGUCAGCUCUGCUGCCAGAGAUUUUGUGUGGGAGACAAGUUUUUCCUCAAGAACAAUAUGAUCCUGUGCCAGCUGGACUACGAAGGAGGUCAUCUUAAUGGAAGCACUGAGAGGCUGCCACAAUAAUAAGAGAUCAGGACGGGAACCACAGCGAGCUAACUGGACCAUGAAACUCACAACGGCACGCUCCUCAUCAGCUCCUUGCUUCGGUCUGAACGUU
Molecule: messenger RNA, 589 nt
Organism: Nematolebias whitei (Rio pearlfish)
Lineage: Eukaryota; Metazoa; Chordata; Actinopteri; Cyprinodontiformes; Rivulidae
Product: rhombotin-1
Exons: 5
Coding region: 28-495 (155 amino acids)
Biological process (GO): positive regulation of transcription by RNA polymerase II
Cellular component (GO): nucleus
Molecular function (GO): transcription coactivator activity; DNA-binding transcription factor binding
Source: RefSeq, a predicted model, not a curated record